ACAGUUGAUGAAUCAGCUUCCGGUGAGUUUGUAUGGCCAGAGAGUUUGGUAUAAAUUGCCUUAUGAAGGAUUUCAUGAGAGGAAAUCAAUCUCUAAUGGUGAUGCAAAUUUUAAUAAAAUGUGUAUGGCUGCAAAAUGGACGAAAGCUGUUGAUAUCUUUGUGGAGGCUGAUGGUGAUGGAAAUGCUAACAGAGUAGAGGAAAAUGAUAACAGAGAAGAGGUAGCAAGCGAUGAAGAAGCAAGACCUGAAUGUGUACAAUUUGAGGAAGAAAUUAGAGUGGAGAGGAAUGUUGCUACUGCAGUUGAUGUAGAUGACGAGUAUGAUGAGUAUGCGACACCAGUGGAAUCAGAUGCUGAAGAUGAGUAUGAUGAUGGUUAUGUCAGAUACAUCAAAGGUAGUGGUGAACUGAAGUUUUUACAAGUUUUCGAUAGUAUAGAGGCAUUUAAAAAUGCUAUUGUGGAGUAUGUGCUGAAUUCAGGCAAGAAUAUCAAGUAUGUGAGAUGGGAAAAAGCAAAAUCAGAGCUUAGAUGUGCAAGUGGAUGUGCACAUGGAGGGAAAGAAACUGAAGAGAUGAAUCCAGAGGCCCUAAAUCCAGAUAUUGAAGGAGAGAAUCCAGAGACUGCAGUUGGAUCUGAACCAAGGAAGGAAGUUGGUCAGCAAGAAGAUGUAGAAGAGGCACAGCCAUGCCAAUGGAGGAUCUAUUGCGCUUAUGAAACAACAGUGCAAAAGUAUGUGGUAAAAACCUUCAAUGAUGACCACAGUUGUAUGAAUACGGGGUAUAGCAAGAUUAUAACUCAAGAAGUGAUUGCCAGGCUAUUCGUGAAUGAUGUGAGAGAUAAUCCAAAUAUUAUGCCUAAAAAUAUCAGAGAGGAAAUCCAGAAACGUUGGGGCUUGAUUGCAUCUGGUGAUCAGUGCAGAAAAGCAAAAGCAAGAGCUUUGGAGAUGAUCCAAGAGGAGCAUGAUGAGCAAUACUCAAGACUGAAAGACUAUCGUCUUGAGCUAUUAGAGUAGG
Arabidopsis lyrata subsp. lyrata is the source of this 1013-nucleotide messenger RNA. RefSeq lists its product as uncharacterized. Lineage: Eukaryota; Viridiplantae; Streptophyta; Magnoliopsida; Brassicales; Brassicaceae. The coding region runs from base 8 to 1012 and encodes 334 amino acids. The record is from RefSeq and is a predicted model, not a curated record. The transcript has a single exon.